UUGUUCGUUCUUCUUAUGCCGGCGACAUUCGAUCGGAAGGGUGCUGAAUUUGUGGACAGCUCCGUCGACCCGCCGAAAAAGAAACGGAAGCUCUCUGUUACCGCUACUACAGACAUGGCGAAUAACGAAGCUGCAAGUGCUUCAUGUCCUCCAUGUCACGCAACUGGCAGUGAGGAUAUCGACGAAAGCCUCUAUUCCAGACAAUUGUACGUAUUGGGCCACGAUGCUAUGCGCCGAAUGGCCACCAGCGACGUUUUAAUAUCGGGACUUGGUGGGCUUGGCGUCGAAGUCGCUAAAAACGUUAUUCUUGGUGGUGUUAAAUCGGUUACAUUACACGAUGAAACUGAAUGCACCCGUCAAGAUCUUUCCUCGCAAUUUUAUCUCUCCGAAGAUGAUAUUGGCAAAAACCGCGCUGAGGCGUGCGUUAAGCAACUCGCCGAAUUAAACACUUACGUCCCAACUAAAACAUACACGGGCCCACUCACCGAAGAAUGGAUAAAAAAAUUCCGCGUUGUCGUCCUAACAAAUAGUUCAAUCUCCGAACAACUUAAAAUCGGCGAAAUGACUCAUUCUCUUGGCAUCGCUUUGAUUAUCGCUAGUACAAGAGGAUUAUUCGCUCAAGUAUUUUGCGAUUUUGGCCCAUCUUUCACCGUAUUAGACGUAAACGGUGAAUCACCUGUUUCUGCAAUGAUCGCUGACGUUUCGAGAGAUAAAGAAAGCGUCGUUACUUGUAUUGAUGAUACUAGACAUGGAAUGGAAGAUGGAGAUUAUGUUACAUUCUCUGAAGUUAUUGGGAUGACUGAAUUGAAUAAUUGCGAACCAAUUAAAAUCAAAGUUCUUGGCCCCUACACUUUCAGCAUUGGAGAUACCUCCUCGUACACGAAAUACGAACGUGGUGGAAUUGCAACUCAAGUUAAAAUGCCUAAAAAAGUCCAAUUUAAACCACUUUCUGAAUCAAUUAAAAGCCCUGACUUUGUAGUUACUGAUUUUGCAAAGUUUGAUCACCCCCAACAAUUACAUUUAGCCUUCAGCACUUUGCAUAAAUUCACUGAGAAGAAUGGUAGAUUACCUAAGCCGUGGUCGUUUGAAGAUGCAUCGGAAUUUUUGACAUUGGCGAAAUCGGUUUCUGUUGAUGGAGGUAACGAUACUGAGAUUAAUAAUGAAUUGUUGGAGACGUUCUCAAAUAUUUGCGCUGGGGAUUUAAAUCCGAUGAAUGCGACGAUCGGUGGUAUUGUGGCCCAAGAAGUUAUGAAAGCGUGUUCGGGAAAAUUCCACCCCAUUUAUCAAUGGUUGUAUUUUGACGCAAUCGAAUGUUUACCAAGGAAUGGAAAUCCCAUUAACGAAACUUUAGCUGCCGCUACAGGAUCAAGAUAUGAUGCACAAAUCGCCGUUUUUGGAAGCGAAUUUCAAAAAAAAUUAGGUGCUUUAAAAUAUUUCGUUGUCGGUGCCGGAGCUAUCGGCUGUGAGUUAUUAAAAAAUUUUGCUAUGAUGGGUGUUGGAUCUGAUGGAGGAAAAAUAACAGUAACCGAUAUGGAUCUGAUCGAAAAAUCCAAUUUGAAUCGACAAUUUUUAUUUAGACCUCAUGAUGUUCAACGAGCUAAAUCAGCAACAGCUGCUAAAGUAAUCAAAAAAAUGAAUCCACUCAUUAACAUUGUGGCGCAUGAAAAUCGUGUUGGUCCCGAAACCGAAAGCAUAUACGAUGAUACAUUCUUCGAGGAUUUAGAUGGAGUCGCAAACGCUUUGGAUAACGUCGAUGCCAGGAUUUACAUGGACCGUAGAUGCGUUUAUUACCGCAAACCGCUCUUAGAAUCGGGUACUUUAGGUACUAAAGGAAAUACUCAAGUGGUCGUACCAUUUUUAACCGAAUCGUACAGUUCGUCUCAGGAUCCACCAGAAAAAAGCAUCCCGAUUUGUACGUUAAAAAAUUUCCCAAACGCCAUCGAACACACUUUACAAUGGGCUCGCGAUAAUUUCGAGGGCCUUUUCAAACAAAACGCAGAGAAUGCUUCGCAAUAUUUGAAAGAUCGCGAAUUCGUCGAACGCACUUUGAAGUUGCCCGGUGUUCAACCAAUUGAAGUUUUAGAGUCGGUUAAAACUGCUUUGGUGGAUGAGAGGCCGUUGAGUUUCCAGGAUUGCGUGGAGUGGGCUCGAAAUCAUUGGCAGGAACAGUAUUCGAAUCAAAUUAAGCAGUUGUUGUUUAAUUUCCCACCAGAUCAAUUAACAAGUACUGGACAGUUGUUUUGGUCAGGACCUAAACGUUGCCCGGAAGCGUUAACUUUCGACAUUGAUAAUUCGUUGCAUAUGGAUUAUAUUUACACCGCUGCUAAUCUUAAAGCCGAAGUUUAUGGAAUCCCCCAAGUUAGAGAUUAUAAAGUUGUCAAAGAGAUGGUAUCGAAAAUUCAAGUACCAGAAUUUAUUCCUAAAUCAGGGGUAAAAAUAGCAGUGACAGAUUCUCAAAUGGCGGUGAGUAAUGGGAGUAACGUCGAUAUGGAUCGAGUGGCCCAAUUACAAUUGGAACUUCCCACUGUUAAUGAAUUAGGAAGUUUGAUGUUAACGCCGUUAGAAUUCGAAAAAGACGACGAUAAAAACCUUCACAUCGAUUUUAUCGUCGCAGCUUCGAAUUUACGCGCAGCAAAUUACAAAAUACCCUCAGCUGAUAGACACAAAUCGAAAUUAAUCGCCGGAAAAAUUAUCCCAGCAAUCGCAACAACAACUUCCGUCGUAGGCGGAUUAGUUUGUCUCGAACUUUAUAAACUGGUGAAUAAUAUGAAAUCGAUAACUCCGUUUAAAAACGGUUUCGUUAAUUUGGCUUUGCCAUUUUUCGGGUUUUCCGAACCGAUCGAAGCUCCUAAAAUGGAAUAUUGCGGGAAACCAUGGACGCUUUGGGAUCGUUUCGAGAUCCAAGGCGAGAUGACGUUGAGCGAAUUUUUGGAUUAUUUCAAAAACGAACACGGUUUGGAGAUUACGAUGUUAUCCCAAGGAGUUUGUAUGUUGUAUUCGUUCUUUAUGGCGAAAAAUAAAGCGCAGGAACGUCUUGGUUUGCCAAUGUCUGAGGUGGUUAAACGCGUCUCAAAACGCCGAAUGGAACCUCACGUUCGUGCUUUGGUCUUUGAAUUAUGCUGUAAUGAUGCGGAUGGAAAUGAUGUUGAAGUACCAUACGUUAAAUACAACCUGCCGUAGAUGAAAAAUUAAAAAUUAAAAAUUAAAAAAAAAAAAAAGAAUGAAAAGAAGAGAUUUUUUAGUUUCGUUUUUUUCUUUUCUUGUUUUUUUUUUGUAAGUGCACCAGCUAUGACAUUGAAAAUUUGAACUGAAUUUGGGUGUUAAUAAAAUUGUGAUCCGAAUGUAAAAAGUUUUAAUUUAUGUCAUCAUCAGGAAAAAUUUUUAAAUAAUUAUUAUUGAGGCGAAAUGCCUCAAAACGCUAAAAUAAAAACGUUAGAUGAUCACACAUUAUAUUUAUACACUAAGAGAGCCAGUUUAAGGUUGUUAAUUAAUAAAAACGUAUGGCAUUUAGCAUUUAAUAAUCAAGAUUUUUUUUUUGUAGGAAAUAAUUUUCAUUUUAUUUCGUCAAAAAUUUUUCGCGAAUCACUUCUAUUUAAUGUGUACCGCUGAAUUUAUUUUUCUUUUUAUUUUGGAAAGUCUUAAAAGUAGUAAUUGCAGUUUGUUAAUAGUGUUUAUUUUCUUAACAAGUAUAUUUUGAUGUGUGAGGAAAAAUAAUUCAAAAUAAACAAUUUUUUGAGCAA
Messenger RNA from Onthophagus taurus, 3740 nucleotides. RefSeq names its product ubiquitin-like activating enzyme 1 (gene Uba1). The record is from RefSeq and is a predicted model, not a curated record. Gene Ontology annotation, biological process: protein sumoylation. Gene Ontology annotation, cellular component: SUMO activating enzyme complex; cytoplasm. Gene Ontology annotation, molecular function: SUMO activating enzyme activity. Lineage: Eukaryota; Metazoa; Arthropoda; Insecta; Coleoptera; Scarabaeidae.